Molecule: messenger RNA, 1678 nt
Organism: Salpingoeca rosetta
Lineage: Eukaryota; Choanoflagellata; Craspedida; Salpingoecidae
Exons: 2
Coding region: 574-1356 (260 amino acids)
Biological process (GO): diadenosine pentaphosphate catabolic process; diphosphoinositol polyphosphate metabolic process; diadenosine hexaphosphate catabolic process
Cellular component (GO): cytoplasm; nucleus
Molecular function (GO): bis(5'-adenosyl)-pentaphosphatase activity; diphosphoinositol-polyphosphate diphosphatase activity; bis(5'-adenosyl)-hexaphosphatase activity
Source: RefSeq, a predicted model, not a curated record
GGCAGGACGAAUGGCGAGGCAACGACGUGCGCGCGUGUGUUGGUGCUGGAAAUUUUUUUUUCUUGUGUUGUGUGCGUUGUUGUUCUUCUUCUUAUUCUCCUCCUCCUUCGGUUGUGCUUGGUGUGCCCUGUUGUUGGUGGUGGUCAUUUGUGGCGCCAACGAGAGAGUGAGCAACCGCGCGCCCGUGCCUGUCAUCCACCAACCAACGUCUGCCGGUCGGCAGUCAUCACACAUCACUCUUUUGCUUCCCUCUCUCAUCAUCCACGUAUCCUACAACUCCCACGCUUCCUCCUUCCCCCCCCCCCACACAAGUACCUCCAGUCUUCUUCUUGCGGUGGGCAGUCUAUUUCUGCUCUCACACCUCAAGCACGUUGUCAACAUCACAUCACAUCAUCACGUCACGCACUUCCCCACAACAGCAGCGAUCACACCCAACGACUCAACGCGACCGCAGCCCACGACUUGAUCAGCCAGUCGUCCACGUGAGGUCUCCUCUUGUUACAGCAACAGAAACGCCUACAACCGCCAACAACAACAGCAACAACGACGACGACGACUACAACAAGAAGCGACAUGACGACCACAACAACCAGCGCCACGGCAAAGGUGCUGGCGACUUGCAUGUUUCCAGACCAGCCACCGGCUCGCGUUGGCCGCGACAACCAGCGUUACGAAUGCAACGGCACACGCCUCGUCGCCGGAUGCGUCCCCUACCGCACACACACAGGGACCCCAGAGGUCAUGCUCAUCACAAACCACAAGAAGGACAAGUGGAUCAUCCCCAAGGGCGGCUGGGAGCGCGACGAGACAGAGACGGAGGCAGCCGCACGCGAGGCAUACGAGGAAGCCGGCGUCCUUGGCGCAGUCGGCGCUUGCCUGGUCGACUGUGAGUACAUGGGCAAGAGCGGGCCCCAAAGACAUCGCUACUUUGCCCUGCAGGUGUCAAGCAUGCUUGAUGAGUGGCCAGAGGCAAACUUCCGCACGAGAAAGUGGGUCCCCAUCGACCAGGCACUCGACCAAUGCAAGCGGGCAGGCAUGCAUGAGGCCAUCACUGCGCUCGCCCACAGCCUGCGCAAGCAACACGUCGCACCACAGCAGCAUCAGCAACAACAACACCAGCAGCACCACCACCAGCAGCAGCAGGGAGAUGAUGAGCCGCGGACCCAGGAUGACCAGCAAGACGUCUGUCGACAAGCGUCCGUGUCGCCCACCCUCUCCAACGCAACCAUGUCUCCGCUUGCAACACCCACAUUGACACCGAAGCGCCCGUCGCAAACGUGUCAAUCACAACUGACACACCAGGCGCCGCCACCCAUAUCGUCAUCAUCCGCGUCAAAGCAACUGCAGCAUUCGUAGCCAUGGCUGCGAUGGGAACCCUGAAUGAGUUGCUUCCAUGUCGUUACGUGCAUCGUUGCACAAGUCACCCAUGUUGCUGUCCUGUGACGCCAUUCACACGUACAUCUUCUUUGCUUUUUUACACUAGGUUCGGCCCCCCCCCCCUUUCCUUUCUCCUCCUUCUCCUCUUCCCGCUUUUCCUUUGGCGUUCCCCUUGGUUCGUCUCCCUCUGUGUUUCUUGAUGGUCACAGUCGCGCACGCCUUGACUUGCUGCACUGCGUGUAUCUACCCUCGCCCUCGUGUGUGUGUGUGUGUGUGUGUGUGUGUGUGUGUGUGUGUGUGU